CUCUGCGUGGAGAAAUCAUGAUAUAAACGAGACCAUUCGUAUCCCUCUUGCUCUGGUAGGUAGGCAGGGGCUCAGUGGGUGAAUCCACUGUGGGAUUUAACUGACUCACAACCCACACAGCGUCGGCCAGCACCGCUGCAUGCGUGCGCGCGUGUGUGAGAGAGAGAGAGUGUGUGUGUGUGUACGCGCGCGUGUGAGUGUGUGUGCGUGUGUGUGUACGCGCGCGUGUGAGAGAGUGUGUGUGUGUGUGUGUGUGUGUGUGCGUGUGAAAAUGCCGCCGUGCGGAAUGGCAGCGCGCGCGGAGGAGCCACGGCUCCGGCACUGAUGGACACAUUACGGACACGGUUCAUUUAAUAUCGACACCAGAAGGCCACUCAGACGAAACGGGAGGAGAAAUCGGUUUAAAUCUGCAUUUUGUCUCAGGAUCAUUCGGCGCGAAAGAAGAUAAAAAAUCCGACAUGGGGGAGCAGCCUAUCUACAGCACACGGGCGCAUGUCUUCCAGAUCGACCCCAAUACUAAGAAGAACUGGAUGCCCACCAGCAAGCAUGCCGUCACCGUCUCCUACUUCUAUGACAGCACCAGGAAUGUGUACAGAAUCAUCAGCCUGGAUGGGUCAAAGGCUAUAAUAAACAGCACCAUCACCCCAAACAUGAGCUUCACGAAGACGUCGCAGAAGUUUGGGCAGUGGGCAGAUAGCCGUGCCAACACGGUGUAUGGGUUGGGGUUCUCCUCAGAGCAUCAUCUUUCUAAGUUUGCCGACAAGUUUGCGGAGUAUAAGGAAGCAGCCCGCUUAGCCAAGGAGAAGUCUCUAGAGAAGAUGGAGCUGGCGAGCUCUCCAUCUCAGGAAUCGCCUGCUGAUAUUCACUCGCCUCUGACUCCUCCCGUCUCUGCUGACCUCUGUCGAGUCAACGGCACAGGAGAUGAUGUCACCUUGUCUGAUGCAUCGCCAAAUUCUGAGCUCCAAUCAGAUCUGUCCCCAACCACCCCAACCCUAGCGCACAGUCCGACUGCCACGAAGCACUGGGAAGCUGAAUUGGCAGCGCUGAAGAGCAACAAUGCCAAACUCACAGCGGCGCUACUGGAGUCCACUGCCAAUGUCAAGCAGUGGAAACAACAGCUGGCUGCUUAUCAGGAGGAGGCUGAGCGGCUUCAUAAAAGGGUGUCAGAACUGGAGAGCCAAAGUAGUCAAGCAAAUGCAAUCAAAUGUCAGAAAACAGAGCUCAACAAAACCAUAGAGGAAUUAGAGGCCACACUGAAGACUAAAGAAGAGGAAAUGGAACGUCUGAGAGAAGAAGUGGAAAAUGCCAAGCAACUACAGUCACAGAAAGAGACGCUCGAACAGAAACUGGAGGCCACAGAUGCAAGGAACAAGGAUCUGGAGGAACAGUUAGCUGACGUGGAGCAGCGUCUGGAGGCGAGCCAGCUAGAGCAGGAGAACUUCCGCAAGAGCCUCAAAACACUGCUGGAGAUCCUAGACAGCAAGAUCUUCGAGCUGACAGAGAUGAGGGACAACAUGGCCAAGCUCAUAGAGGACAGCUAGAACACGUUGCCUUCACCUCAGAAAACAUGGACUUGCUUGCGAGGUACACAGUGACAAGAACGAAACGCACAGCUCUUCUGCCCAGACCUCGUCGUGUACUUUCACACUUUUAAAGCCUUCUUGACUGGAGGACACAUAUUAUUAUAUACUCACUUAUAUGGUAAUGAUAAGCAUUCAGUUGCACUUGAAUUUGUACUUUCUAGGUGAAUAAUAUUUCUUCAGUGCCACUGCUACCUUCUAAGAGAUAAUCGGCCGUAUAAUGCUCCUGUUCUUUUCUUAUGGUUAGAAUAUUAUUCAAAUGUUUCCCUUAAUUGUACGCAGGUAGUGUAGAGAAAGUAGGCAGCCUAUAAAGUCGAACACUGCUGCACAUAGGCUCUUCCUUUCUAAGGUGCUGGUUUAGCGUUAAAGGACAUCUACUAUGCUGCUGAGGACACUCGAGUCAAUCACACCCACCGGAUCGUCCGUUCCGAGCCAUAUGUUGUAGCCAGACCGUGUCGGCUUGCCUCGUCACCUUCAAGGAAACUGCCUCAAUGUUCAGUCAGAGCUUCAGGAUACUCUACCAUCGACUUCCAGACAAGAACAAAGACACCCCGGGAAGUCUGAACACUUAUACAGGUGUGGCAUAUUGGCCUGUAAUGUACAAUGAGCAAUAUUCAAACCAGUCUUUAUGUCACCUCAGUGUAUUUAUCAGGUAUUCCAACUCUGGACUAAUCUGUGGACUUGCGUGAUUUAGUAGAUGUACCCCCGGUAGUUCUCCUCAGACCAGUUAUAGUGCUUUGGAUUGUUUUGGCCUUAGAGUUUAAAUUCUGCACUGGAUAUCCGGUUCGAUGGGGAGGAAUCUCCUCAUUUUUUUUGUUUGUUGCAUUACCAAAUGCAGUGUGAAACUUACAGUAUGAAAUCAUGUGUUAUUAUGAAAUGUAUAUGCUGAUGGAUAAGCUACAUAGAGCACUGUUAAUAUGAUUGUAUUUAUAGAUGGGAAAGUUAAUUUUAAAAUUCCCAAUAUUAAUAAAAUAUUUCAAAAUAUCUACAAAAUUAUGUUUAAG
Molecule: messenger RNA, 2584 nt
Organism: Tachysurus vachellii
Lineage: Eukaryota; Metazoa; Chordata; Actinopteri; Siluriformes; Bagridae
Gene: homer1b
Product: homer scaffold protein 1b
Exons: 9
Coding region: 459-1541 (360 amino acids)
Biological process (GO): regulation of store-operated calcium entry; G protein-coupled glutamate receptor signaling pathway
Cellular component (GO): dendrite; plasma membrane; postsynaptic density
Molecular function (GO): G protein-coupled glutamate receptor binding
Source: RefSeq, a predicted model, not a curated record